CUGUUGCAGCGCACUGCUGAGGAUUUACUUAAUAUGACAGGUAAGUAAUCUUUUUUUUUAACAAUUAAUAUUGUGGUCCUUUCUUCACAGACUUACAUGUAGGGUCCUCUUGAAUUAAUCUGAAGACAACAUCGUACUCAGUAUAAGGUCCAUCUAGUUAGCUCUCUCGGACAGACAGAGCCAUUCUAGGGUUCAUCUGUCAUCCUGUGUACAAAGCAGAUGUCUGCCUCAUAAGUCAAGUCUGCCUUUUACAAGGUGUGUAAGUGUAAGCAGGGUUGUUGCUCCAGGACAGUGGCUCAGGAUUUCCUGCAGCUACUAUGAAGAUGUUCCCUGGCUACUGACAUAGGAAACUAAAGGAAAUUUGAGCCAAAAGAACAAGGUGGAUAUUAUGGACUUAAUUCUUUAAUUGAGUUGUAAAUCAAUUAGCCUCAGGACAACGCUGUGCAUGUUUUUAUCGACAAGUUCAUUUUAAUACAGCUGUGGUGUUGAAGUCUCCAGGGUUCAACUCAUUGGUGUUACAAAAACAAAUCAAAUCAAAUCGUUGAUAAUGUAAUAAUAUUGGUCCACGGAGUGGUUUUAAAGGGCUACCACAUAUUUUAUAAUAAUGUAGUUAGUGUUAAACAUGUCCUGUUAUUUAAUCUGACUUUUUUCUUUCAGGACUAAUGGGUGAUCAAAAAAAGGUAAAUCCAGAUUUUAUUUUAUGUUACGCAUAAAAAUGCUGAUAUUGUUUUUGUGUUUCAUGUGAUAAUUACAUGUAUAAGAAGAUUGCAAAAAGGCAUUUAUUUUCGUUAACUUUACUUUUUAGGCAAGAUUUGACCAAACUCCUUCUAAAGUGAUUCAUGUGAGAAAUGUACCUAUAGACGCUGUAGAUACAGAGGUAUGUGUUGAAAGACAAGAGUGUUGUUUUCUGCAUCACUAUAAAUUAAUAGCUGUAGCCUUUUUCUGUAGAGCUAAAAGAUGUCUAGAAGGAAGGCCUGUGAUUUAUGAGCUGUCUACUGCAAUACAAGUGCAUAUGCCUCUGUGUACGUUUGUACAAGUGUUGGUNUAACUUUACUUUUUAGGCAAGAUUUGACCAAACUCCUUCUAAAGUGAUUCAUGUGAGAAAUGUACCUAUAGACGCUGUAGAUACAGAGGUAUGUGUUGAAAGACAAGAGUGUUGUUUUCUGCAUCACUAUAAAUUAAUAGCUGUAGCCUUUUUCUGUAGAGCUAAAAGAUGUCUAGAAGGAAGGCCUGUGAUUUAUGAGCUGUCUACUGCAAUACAAGUGCAUAUGCCUCUGUGUACGUUUGUACAAGUGUUGGUUCAUUAAGGAGACCUUGUAAACGUAAGGGUAAAAUUCUGAUAAGCGAUAUGGCCUUGAAAUGGCGACAUAGGACAAAUGAAAUGGCAACAACAAAUGAUUCAGAGAUGGCUUGAAACUGUGACAGCGACAAAAAGAUGUGCAACACCAAAAGCCCUGAUUAACAGACAUUAGCUCUUAUUCAGACAAGGUUAAGUAAAAGAUUUAGAUAGUUUACAAUCUGCCACUAUGCAGGGACCAAAUUUCUUAUGGGCAGAGCUGUUUCUAUAGCAAAAGAACUUUUUUCUGUGCAUGAGCAGACCUUGGGCCAUACAGUCUGUACAUGUACAAAACCUUGGAAAAAAAAUUGAUGGUACAUUGUACAGUAAAUAUUGAUCAACUCUGUUUUGCCAUUACAGUUAGUCGCCUUGGCUCUACCCUUUGGACAGGUUAAAAAUGUUCUCUUGUUGAAGUCCAAGAAGCUCAAUGAAGCAACCCAAGUAAGUGUAACUUGAAACUUCAAAACUUAAAAGCUACAGAGAGUAGUUAUUGGUUUAUGCAACAGGCAUUGUCUUGAAGGAGCAUCAGGGAUGAUUCUUCGGUGUACUUUAGCAUCCAGCCUUAAUAACAUUUAUCCAAUGUUUAAGUUUCCUAGAUAAGUUUUUUUUCUCACUUACCAUUUUUGCAAACUCAGUGUGCAAAGAAAAGCGUGUCCAAUAUCUUGGCCAUGGGGCCAGUGUAUUUUGCUAUCAGGCUAAUAAAUUCUAUUGGUAGCUUGCCCCACAGGCAAGUGAAGUUAUUUGGGAAAUUCAAAUUACUGUGAUUAAUCCUGCUCGUCAAAAAAAUUUUCGGGCUAGUACAGCCACCUGACCCUCAUUAUAAAUUAUUAUGAACACCUUCUUAGUAUAGGUGUUGUAUAACCACAAUUUCAUGGCCCAGUAAUGGUCACAUUGAUGGUACUCCUGGCUGUAGAUGUUGCAAUGUGGGUGGUUAGUUCGAGGCCAGCAUGGAAAUUUGGUUUCUUUUUGUCUUGCUCUCUUAAAGGGUUUCAUUGAAAUGGAGGAUAUACAAGCUUCAAUGGCUGUUCUUAAAUAUUAUACACAAGUUGCUCCCUGCAUAAGGUAAGCUAGAGGCUAUGGAUGCCUAAACUAAACCAGGUUUAUUAUUGUAGUUAAAGUUACAUGUAUGUUGAAAUCUAGAAGCUCUGAAAUGCAGUUUUCAAGCAAUCUGGACAUCAAUGGAGAGUGAUUUUUGACAAUACUACUGUACUUGCAACACAUUUAUGCAUGUACUAUGUAAGGGGUUAUUGACAAAACCCAUGAUAUAAUUGUAUGAUGAAUUUAAGUAGAAUGCUAUUGUGAUGUUUUAUUUUCUUUGUAUUAUGUUUUAGGGGACAAGUAGUCUACUUACAGUUUUCCAAUCACACAGAGUUAAAGACAGAACCCUCGCAACAUUCUGCAGGGGUAAGAAUUUACACCUCUUCACUGUUCAUUGUUGACAUUUGCUACAUGUAUGUGUCACUUGUGUGUUUCUCAAUUCAUACAGCCAAUUCUCUCUAAGAGGGACACUAUAUUAAGACCAGCCCUGACAGUCCAUCUUAAAGAGGUGUCCAGCUUAUGGAGGGUUUAGGAAAUGUGACACCAGUAAUAAUUUUUUAUAAUAAAAUAAAGCUGAGUCCAAUCGCCGUAAGGCAGUAAACUUGGAAUAUGAAACAGGAAAUAAGAAUCAUGUUGAAUUCUCAUUUUGCAUUCAAACGUUCAUUACAAGCAAACAUUUCUGGCUUUGUGGUCUUAAAACAUAACAGAACUUGUAUACAUUCUGCAAACUGGAACAAGACCACCAAAUGAUAAAAAAAUUGCAACCAACUGUCAUUUAGACCACCUACAUUUUCAUUUUGAGGUAUCUUGUAAUACAUAAAGCUCUUCUCAGGUGUCUGUUGAGGGUUUCAAAAGUGACUCUUGGCCAUCUUAUCAAAGUGCCUGUUAAGAGGGAGUUGAUUGUACUGUUCUUUUUAAACUUUGAAGCUUUCUUCACUUUAGGCAUCUAAGAUCAUUGCUGCAGCUCAAGGAGACUUCAGCUCAUCUCCAUAUUCAGCGGAUGGACAGCAGGCUGCCGCUGCAGUUGCUGCUGCUGUGGCCAAAGGUGGGGCAAGGAGUAAUGUUAUCAGAGCAGUGAUUGACAAGCUAUGGUACCCAAUUACAGUUGAAGUCCUUUACAAGGUAUGUCUGAAAUUGUUAUUGUUACAAGAGCUGUGACAAUGAGUUUUUGUGAUGGCCCAUCAUAUAGAAUUAACUUGUAGCAGUAUUCAGAAGAAUUUUAGUGUACAAUGUAGUUUUAAUGUGAUGCUAUUGUACUCUGACAAACCACACUAAGGUUUACAGGGUUGGAAGGUAGGUAAUGGCAAACACAUAACACAGCUCCCUGCCUGAAGGGUCUCAUGAGUUAUAUCCAGACCUCAGUGGUUAAUAAAAAAGAAAUUUCUUUUCUUGUGUGUUUACAGUUUUUCCCCAUUAUGUGAGACAAGUUGUUGCUCUGGCUGGAAGGUUAUCAUAGCACACAUUAUGUCAAUGUGAUCUUGCUUUUUUUUCUUCCUUGACAGAUUUUCUCCAGUCUUGGGACAGUCCUCAGAAUCGUCACCUUCACCAAAAAUAGUAAGUGUUCUGGAAAAGUUCUGUGCACUAAAUUUUGUUUCUAUUGAGGUGAAACUACACUGACACCCUAUAGUCACACAACAUGAUUUUCUGUUACAAAUUCAACAGUAUGGACUGUUAGUGAAAGAACUAAUGAAAGGUUUGUGUUGACUUUCAGGUCAGUUCCAAGCCCUUAUAGAAUUCAACAGUGUAACUGAAGCAGAGAUUGCAAAAUUGGUACAAAGAAUGUUGUUAUUAUGGCUUCCUUGUUUGACUCAUUUUGAAGAUAAAUGUAUGACUGUAUAAGUACUGCACUGUAACAGCAUUUCUUUUCACUUUCCUCAGACACUAGAUGGACAAAACAUUUACAAUAGUUGCUGUACCUUGCAUCUUGAAUACUCCAAGUUAACCACAUUAACUGUGAAAUUCAACAAUGAUAAGAGCAAGUGAGUGUACAUUAUUUUGUUUGUCUCUAAUCCUAAUCCAUUUGUCCCUGGAGAUUUUGAAACCCUUGUGAUGUCAUUAAAGCCAUUUUGUGGUCACGGUCUGGCCAUUAAAAAAUCAAACAAUAAAAUGUAGUUCACAAGUAAAUUUUUUUUUUUUUUACAUGUAAGUUACAGCUGUAACUCAAAUUUAAAUGAAACAAAAGAAAAAUUGGGGAGUUCAACGGGAUUCGAACCCAUGGCCUUUGCGCUAACUCAGUUACAAUCCAUUUUAAUCUUCUUCAGUUUUGCCUAUUGAUGAUACCAUCAGAAAAAGAAAACAACGCUAUUUUUUUCGAAACCUGCCGAGUUUUUAGUGAAAACAAAACUUGACUGACGUGCCGUACAUGUCGUACAUCGCAUGUCCUUGUAAACAUUUCAUGCAGCGCAGCGAAUCAUUCUAAGUUUUAAUUCAUUCGGGAAACAAAAAGCCUCGGAAAAAUUUCAGAGCAGGUUUAAAUGAUUAAACUGCACAAAUAUUUAUCUACAAAGUGAAACCGAACCGACACUAAUUUUGUAGUUGUAAGAGAAACGAUCAUUUUUUAUAUUUCCCCCUAGGCCUAAAUAUUACCGAUCGCUUCCUCUGCAAGCUGUUUUAUAAUUUCAAAAAAGUAUGCCUCAUGACACUUCAAACUUUUAUAUAGCAGGUUCGUAAAGCCACAGGAGUCUGAGUACUGACUCUUCUCCGAACAUUUCAUGAACAUUUAUGCUUGCAUGUGAUAGCACCUUAGUUUCGAGAAAAUAAUCCUUUCAACAGGAAGGGACCAACAAACUGUCAAAUGUUGGAAAAAAAGGAAUCUAUUCCUAUGCAAAAUACGCAUAAUUUGCUCGUUGGCACUCUAUCGAUAGUUAUACCUAGUCUUAUUUCCAGCGUGUUGCGUUAUUUGACCCCGAUGCGUUUAGGCUUGUGACAAGGUUCAUUGCGUAUGCAAAUUUUUUUCGUGGAACUUCACAACAACAGAUGAAACACCUGUAUAGUUUCAAGAAAAUAAUCCUUUCAACAGGAAGGGACCAAGAAACUGUCAAAUGUUGGAAAAAAGGAAUCUAUUCCUAUGCAAAAUACGCAUGAUUUGCUCGUUGGCAGUCUAUCGAUUUUUAUACCUAGUCUUAUUUCCAGCGUGUUGCGUUAUUUGACCCCGAUGCGUUUCGGCUUGUGACAAGGUUCAUUGCGUAUGCAAAUUUUUUUCGUGGAACUUCACAAGAUGAAACAUGUGAAGUUCAUUUUCAAGGAGAUUAUUAAUUAAACCUGGAGUGUUUAUUCGCGAUAUAACAGCUACGGUUUCAUGACAGUAUUAUAAAGAGUUAGUUACACCUAUUGUAUGCAUGUUUCGGAAAGAUUUUUGAGAUAUCAUCGUUAUGAAAAAAAAGAAAUGACCGAAAUAAGCGAAACCCCCGAAACGAUUUCGCUUGAUUUGCUCUUCGUUUUGGUUUUGGUUUUGGUUUUGGUCGUUUUGGUGCUUUCGCUCGUUUCGUUCCAAUGGUUUCGUUUUGUUGUUUCGGGUUUUAGCUGAGGGCAAACGAGAAGCGAACAAAUGAAUAAAGUUCAUCAGAUACGGCUUUUCAGACGGUAUUCCGGUUACAUUUUACUAAGAUACUUCAAGUUAUUAUGCUCCAUGUUUACUAUCCGUUUAGCGUUCUAUAAGUAACUGUUUUUCCUGGAACGAUCUUGCCGACUCAUCCGUUUUCAAACGUUUCCAGCUGUCCGUUUGUGGACUUAGGUCAACCGUUUAACGGUUUAAGCUAUCCGUUUUGGGAUUUUGGUCAACCGUUUAACGUUUCGAGCUAACCGUUUAUAUUUUUGGUCAACCGUUUAACGCUUCAAGCUAUCCGUUUUUGGACUUUGGGCAACCGUUUAAAUUUUUGCUAUCCGUUUAAAGAGUUAUAGAAACCGUUUAAACGCUUGAGUUAACCGUUUACUAUCCGUUUAGAACCGUUUUUCUUGACCGUUUAACGGAAAAGCGUUAGUGUCCGUUUUCCCAAAGAGGGUCACAUCUUUCUUUUAUAGAGAUUACACACGACCUGAUCUACCAUCUGGUCCAAAUGAAAGUCCUUUUGCUGGAGCUGACAUUGCUGGAUUAGCAGCCCUUGGUAAGCAGAUGCUUUUUUUUUCGGUUGUUUGCAAAAAUGUACAUGCCAGUACAUACAUCGUAUUUUUAAGAUUACAUUAUUAAACUUUUAUUGUCAUUAGUUUCUGUUCUUCAGCUAUUGUAGUUACAUGUGUUGUGUGUACAAUGUUUAUUGUGAUGGUGACUAUUAGGCAUGGUAAAUAUACAGUAUCACACAAAAUUAAGUGACCAGUAUUGCUUUGUUUCUUGUGAAACUACAAUCUCGUUGCAAGUGAAUAAACAAAUGUUUUGGAAUUAAGUUUAAGUUCAAGUAAAAAUCUGCAUAAGAACCUGAGACAGCAUUUCAGAUCAUAGGUGAAAUAAUGCUCUUGCCUUGCCAUUGUGGUUGACUGCAAAACAGCCCAUAUUUUUUCCUACAUGUAGGUUUUGCAUGCAUGGGCUGUCAAAGGAAAGGUCAGGAGUGAGGGUGAAAACAGACAGUGAGACUCAGGAGAGACCCAAAAAAUUAGAAUUGUCUGGGUUUCUCUAGUCAAACAUUUGCCAUGCAUAUCCAGGACUGUACUUUGCGCCUUGCAAAACUGAUUUUGAGGAAGAAAAAAAAAACAGCUGUUUUGCAGUCUGCUGUUGUAGCCAAACUUGAAAUAGCUGGAACUAUUAUUUAUUCUUCUCCAUUGGCAAACAAGUUAUUAAACCACUUUGAAGUCAGCAACUUAUCUUUUUCCAUCUUUUGUUUGUCAGCUGGUGGUGGUGCAGCUGGAGCAAGUCUGAUGGGAGCCCCAGCUCUGUUGGGUCUUCUUCCUCAAGGAGGAUUAAUUCAAGCAAGUAAGGAAGUAGGGAGUCACCAUAAUAAAAAAAGGGGUUGACUGAAAUAUUCCCCACAAGAAAAUUUCUAUUUGAUCAGUGAUGUACAUGUAGUGGACAAUAAUAGAACCAACAUGGAGAUGUUGUACCAGAGUUGAGAUCAGUAUGCACACCAUGCGAGUAGAGCCUUUCUUUUCCUUGCUCAGUUUUGGUUUACUCAAGAAAGACUCUGCAUGGAUCCAGUAAGACCUUUUCUGAGCAUGUGCUUAAUGUUACUCAGAUACAGUUCUGAACCUAGGCCUAAUAGCUGUUGCUUGUUUCAGCGGGCUCAGUUGUGAACAUCAGUUUAUCAGUGAACUGAUGCUCACACUCGAAAAACCAGUUUAAUGAGGGAAAAACAAGAAUGACUAGUCAAGAAGUUCAUGCUGCUUGUAGUUGUAGCAGUCUGAGAAAGAUGGGGCCUUUCUGUAGAUACUGUCAUCACAAAAGAAUCAGAGGAACUGAACAAUAGAGUUCUCCUGGGGGAUUUAUUUUUUAGUUGUAUUGUUUCUUUUGUUGUAUGCAAUCUGUACCUUGGUAUAUAUCUACAGUGUACAGAAGGAACCGAAAGAUGGCUACAUUUUAUCCUGGAUGUCCUGUACACUGUAGAGGCCCUGUUAGGAUAAAAUUCAGAGGCUACUGUACAUGUAUAAUAUGGCCUAGAAACCAUACUAAAACAGUGCCAUAAGUCAGCUGAAGAGUGGACAAACGACAUAAAGAUUGGUUAAAUACUGACAGGAACAUAAUCUACUCUUCAGAAUGCAAAAUGACCUUAUUUCCCUAAGAGAGCCUCAGUAUAAACUUUCACUCAGUCAAAAUGUGUCUUUACAGAUUUACUUGCAGCAGCUGCUGGUAGUCGCAGUGGAGGCAGCCCUGUUGUGCUCGUCAGUAAUUUAAAUGAAGAGGUGAGAGUGGUUGGAAUUUUUAAAGUGCAGUGUUGAGCCCAGUUGCACUGUUAAAUAUAAUAUACAUGUCUUUACUUUAUAUUGUAUGACAAAAUGGGGUUGAAGAAAGUUUGGCUUUUUAUUGUUCAAACCAUGAAAUGUUUUUGAGUGACUUUUGGAAUCGUAAUCCUUUACUUCACGAUAAUUUUCUAAAGUUGCAGCAAAAACCUUUUUUUGCAGAUGCUGCAAAAUUUGCAUGUAAUGUGUUGGUAGGUUACCGGUACCUUAAGCAAAACUUAAAUAUUCCUUUUUUCUAUUUUUGUUCUUCUGGAAUUUCACCAAAAUAAUAACAUGUUGCAAUUUGACCAAUAAUAAAUAAAUUCGAAUAUUUGAAAUUUCAACCACCUCAUUCAACAAAUUUUUACGGUUUUUUUUUUAGCAAAUUUUCAAUUAAAACAUCAUCCUUGGCAGGCAAACUAACUGCUCCAUUCAUUGUUCCUGCCAAAAUUUCAAAUUACAUGUAGCUUUUUUUAUCACUAUUUUUGGAUGUAGUUAAAAUGAGUAUUUUGCCUGUAUGAUGUGCAUCUAAUUCACUCUAAUUCUCAUACAGUACUUCCAACAAAAAAAUUCAUCUAAAGCAUACAGUUCAUGUCACCUUCUUUUCUAACAUCCAGGCAGCAAGUUUCAUGAGAGAAGUUUCAGCUAGCAUAAUCUUAAAUCGUUCUCUUGGUCAUCCAGGUGUACCUUUUGCAAGAACUUCUACAUUUCUGUAUUUUUUGUGUCUUAAAGCUUCAAAGUAACUGACAUUAUUUUGUUUAAUUUUCUGUUUUUAUUUUGUCUAAAUCUCCUUCUUUUUUCCUUGUAGCCUUAAAAAAAUUUUCACUCCCAGGUGCAAACAACUGAACACUUAAGUUAAAGGGGACUUAAUAUCUUUUUCAUCAAUCAAAACACAAAGCAUAAUGAUCAAGUUUGGAUAGCUACAGUCACCAAUGCAGCACUUCCUGGGGUCGUCAUUGAUGCUUGCUAGGUGCAUGUAUUGAUGACCCAAAGAAUAGCUGCUUAGGAGACCAGGGUCGCUUACCAGAAGUCAGAACUGGUGGGCUGGACCAGUCAAUUUGAAAAUAAAAUAGGCUUUUCCUGAGAGUUUGGCUAAAAAGCUGUCUGUGCUGUGCAUAGAUUAUAAGAAUGGACAGUCCUGGAUAACAGCUAAAUUCUCUCUUUAGCAGAACUGGUUUUUGCCAGCCAGUUCUUACUAAUGGAAGUGCCUGGGAAAGCUUUAUGUACUGUGCACUACAUUCCUGUGGUACCUUCUGUUUUGCUAUUAAACAAGUGGCUCACACCUUUGAGAUUGUGAUUAAAGUUCUUUGGUGUGAUCAUGUGAUCAUACUACAGGUGUUUAGAAGUGUUAAGACCAUUUUGGUGCUUUUUUUUCCUAACUGUUGUCUGUUGGAGAAAUGCUAAAUAGUUGUCUUCUAAAUUCAAUGAGAACUUUCUUUUAAGCAUUACUCUCUGUUUGAUACUGUUUUCAGUAUUUUGAAAUUGGAAUUGUUUUGAACCUGGGAGUGAACGUGUUUAUUUGUAUCCUGCAAUUUCUUUAAAACAACCUUACUCAUCUUAUGUUUGUUUCCUUCUUUCCCUCAUUAUGCUGUUAUCGACGCUGACUGAUGCCUACCCCCUUGAACUGUUCUCUCUUUUGCUGUCCACUUCAAUCUGCUCACGUCACUUGGAAUCCAUAUUCUAGAGGAUAAACUGUGACAUGCUUUUCACUUUGUUCGGUAUGUCUUUUUCCCCCAAGCCUCUGUCAUCACCCUUCUUGUUCAUUUUGUUUUUCCAUACUCAAGAAAGCCUGGUUGUGGAUGGGUAACCUUCAUUUGUUUCAGUGUUAUCAUGUUAUUAUUUUUUGUUUUUGAUAUUGUUUUUUAAUUUUGUUGGCAUUUCAUUGAAGAGCUAAUGCUUCUAACUUUCUCCUGAAUUAUUAAAUGCUGUCAAAGUCUGCUCCAUUAUGGCUCAUUUACACCUUUUGAAAUGAAGAGAAACCUGGUGCCUUAGUUCUCCACAGAACUAAGAAGUUAUCCAUUGGUGUACAAUUAAUAUUUUAAUAAUUAUUUAAGGCAACCCUCUAAGUCCUAAUAUUUAUCGGCAGACAUAUUCUCCUCUCUGUUUUGGGCUGUGUUGUAGCAGUGCUGGUGGCCUCUGGCAACUUAAUUGUGACUAGGGCCCUCGGAAAAUCUUUAUUUUUUCACAAAACAGAUGACUGGUUUCUGACGAUUUCUUAUAGCACAUCUUUUCUGUACUCCAGUUUCUUCUAUAGCUGUAAUGGGGAGAAUUUGCUUAAGAAUCAAGACUAAAAUAUGCAGUAUUGCAGGCAAGGAGGAAUUAGAUGCUGGUCUCUAUUAGGGCUUACAGGGUUUAAGAGAGAGCCUUAAUCUUACAGUAAUCCAUUUAAGAAAAUAAACAAUGUAACAAUUCAUGGUCAAAGAAUUCACAAGCCAUAGCAAAUUCAUGCUCACUUUAACCAGUCGUUUGGAUGUCUUGCUAAUCCCAGAAUUCAUUUCUUUUUUCUUUCCUGUCUCAAUUUUUUUGUAAUCCCUAUGGUGUCCCUCAUUUGCUACAAAGUUGUAGCAGAGUGAUGUCUGGAUUAUCCAAGUGGUUAAAUUAACACCUUUGCAUCUUGAAGUGUACAUUGCUGUUUUUGAAAGUUGAGCGACUUCAUAUCACACUCUUUACAUUGUGGUAUAACAGGUUCAAUAAUGAAAUGCUUAAUGUGUGUUCCACUCAUAAAACAUAAACAAUCUGACUGUACACCAAUCCUCCAUCUGUAGGUGUGUAUGGCGACGUAGUUCGUGUAAAGAUUCUCUUCAACAAGAAGGAUACAGCACUCAUCCAGUUCAAUGAUGGUCAGCAGGCCCAAACAGGUACUUCUUACAAUCAUCAUGCUUGUUCUUUUAGAGUUGUACAAAAUUUAUCAGACAAAUGAUUCAGAUAUUCUUUUAGAUCUGGAUGCACAAUGCAAUUCUGUGAAAUAUUUGUGUUGUGAUAUUUUGAUGGUGUUUGUACAUUUUGAGCCCACUUCUUGAAAAUGGUAGUCAUUUUGAAAUUAUGCACGUAACGAACAAAGGCAGUCUCUGAAGACAGUGUCGUUUUAUACUUGCAUAAUAUUAUUAAAUAAUUGCCCAAUGCUCUUCCCUGGCCUGUCUUGCUUGUACUCAAUUUUCACAAACUUCAAUUCUAAACGGAGGUGAGAAAAAUCAGCUACAUAGUACAUAAUUGCGAGCCAAAAAGCAAACGGAAAAGAAAAAUUUGGGCCAAAUAAUUAAAUGGACUUAAGCCAGUAUUUACCAAAACUGCAUCAUUUGAAGAACCUUACAUAUUGCUUGAUCUUCCACAUCAUUCUUCCACACUUGUAUAAGCCAUUAAUUUUCAGUCUGCCCAACCCUUUUGUCUGUUCACUGUAAUUGGUUAACAGUUUCAUGAAAGCAUUUGCAUGUAGCAUAGACUAAAAAGGCAAUAAUCUUCUUAAAAUGACCCGGUCAGUAAGGGAUCUGGAGUUCUGAUGAUUUCUUAACUAGUAGCUUAAGUAUGGGCUAGUUGUUUAAAUAACCCUUGGUGUCUUAAAGGUCUUUACUGAGUAAAUGUUGUUUUCAUUCUUAGCAAUUUCAAUUUUGAAUGGAGUUAGAGUUUAUGGAAAAGAAAUUAGGGUCACAGCAUCUAAGCACUACUCAGUCUCUAUGCCCAAGGAAGGAGACGUAAGUUGUCAUGAUUCAUUAGUCGAGUCAUUUCAGUGUCGUUUUUGAGCGGUUGUUUUUGCUCCAGUUUUAAAGGGGUAGUCUUGACAGAGAAACUUUCAUUUCCUUUUAUUUGCAGGAAAACAAUCUGACCAAAGAUUUUACAAACUCACCUCUACACCGCUUCAAAAAGCCAGGAUCCAAAAAUUUUCAGAAUAUUUUCCCACCAAUCAGAACACUACAUGUCUCAAAUAUCCCGUAAGUGUUNCGAACAAAGGCAGUCUCUGAAGACAGUGUCGUUUUAUACUUGCAUAAUAUUAUUAAAUAAUUGCCCAAUGCUCUUCCCUGGCCUGUCUUGCUUGUACUCAAUUUUCACAAACUUCAAUUCUAAACGGAGGUGAGAAAAAUCAGCUACAUAGUACAUAAUUGCGAGCCAAAAAGCAAACGGAAAAGAAAAAUUUGGGCCAAAUAAUUAAAUGGACUUAAGCCAGUAUUUACCAAAACUGCAUCAUUUGAAGAACCUUACAUAUUGCUUGAUCUUCCACAUCAUUCUUCCACACUUGUAUAAGCCAUUAAUUUUCAGUCUGCCCAACCCUUUUGUCUGUUCACUGUAAUUGGUUAACAGUUUCAUGAAAGCAUUUGCAUGUAGCAUAGACUAAAAAGGCAAUAAUCUUCUUAAAAUGACCCGGUCAGUAAGGGAUCUGGAGUUCUGAUGAUUUCUUAACUAGUAGCUUAAGUAUGGGCUAGUUGUUUAAAUAACCCUUGGUGUCUUAAAGGUCUUUACUGAGUAAAUGUUGUUUUCAUUCUUAGCAAUUUCAAUUUUGAAUGGAGUUAGAGUUUAUGGAAAAGAAAUUAGGGUCACAGCAUCUAAGCACUACUCAGUCUCUAUGCCCAAGGAAGGAGACGUAAGUUGUCAUGAUUCAUUAGUCGAGUCAUUUCAGUGUCGUUUUUGAGCGGUUGUUUUUGCUCCAGUUUUAAAGGGGUAGUCUUGACAGAGAAACUUUCAUUUCCUUUUAUUUGCAGGAAAACAAUCUGACCAAAGAUUUUACAAACUCACCUCUACACCGCUUCAAAAAGCCAGGAUCCAAAAAUUUUCAGAAUAUUUUCCCACCAAUCAGAACACUACAUGUCUCAAAUAUCCCGUAAGUGUUGGCUUUCAUUUACUAAUAAGAAUAAUUAUUUUAAAUGAAACAUGUAAAUAAAUAAAUAACAUAAACGAUUUAGAUGUAGCACAUCCACAAAGUGGUUCUUCGUCUACCUUAUUCAUGGUCAUGUUGGUUUUUUGAGGAGUGGGGAAAACUGUAGUACCCAGAGUAAAACCUCUCCGAGCAAAGGAUAGAACCAACAUCAAACUCAACCCACAUAUGGCGUCGGCGUGAUUUUAUCACUGGUUCAAGUUUAAUUGGAGACUUUUCUCUGUUCAGCUCCUCUGAAGACUCAUUAGUUUUGUUUUCAAUUUUUAUAGACUGGGUGCUAACAAUAGGGCGGGGUCGUGGAAAGGGGGGGCUCGUUUUUGUGCCAUAGAGUGGAGGCUUAUUAUGAUGGGCACUUAUCAGGGGCUGGGUCCAAUAAUAUGAUAACCAAUGUGUCAUGUUUCUAAAAUGUUUCAUUUGUUGUGGAAAAUACAGUGACUCAGCAACAGAGGAAGAAUUGGUGGAUGCUUUUAGUGAAGCAGGGACAGUGACAGACUUCCGUUUUUUCCUGUGAGUAUUUGUAGAACUAUUAUUGCAGAUAUGCAUCCUAGAUAGCACAUACAUGUAUGACAGUCUUCAGAAAUCUUAAGAACCAAAUGAUAGUCAAAGCUGUUCAUGUAGCAUGUUACAUGUACACUUCACACGGGCCCAAUAGGUGCAAUUUCUCAGUUUUAAAAGCAAUUUUCUGUUGAUCAGCAAAAUCAGUUUUGCAAUUGUUAUGGUUUUUAUUUCUUGUCUUGAUUGGCUCAAUCGUUUGCUUCACUUUCUCAAACAAACUAAUAUUUUGUCCAGCUAGCAUGCGCGUGCUUGGCACCAGUCAAGUUUUCCUUGAAAACUGAUUGACUGUUUCCACUGGUUUUAAAUGUUAUUUUAACUCGAGUAACAGUCACAUGAAAGAUGAAGCUGUUGAAGUAAGUUUCACAACUUGGAAGUCACUCCACUGCCACUCCACUGUUUUCCAGUUAGUGCAUGUACUCUCAGGGGACUAUUUUUAUAUUUCAGCAUAAAAACAACAGGACACUAAUCAUCUGCGGGACUAUAGAACUUAGCUUUGAAGAAAUGCUAUGAUUGAAAAUAUUGAAAGAUUUAAACAAGAGGGGAAGUUAAUUAUAACAACUUGGGAAAUUCCUUUGUACUUAAUUGCCCCAUUAUUUGGUACUGUUUACAGGAAGGACCAUAGGAUGGCUUUCGUAAAUAUGACGUCAACAGAAGAAGCUAUUGAUGCUCUCAUUGUAAGUUAUUAAUCAUUGUAACUAUAAUAAUUCAAUUGAUAAAAGGCAUAUCUUAGCCUUGAUCAUGCAAGAGCUAACUUGGGUCUUUGCUACUACCAACAGAAAAUGCACAACUAUAAAAUUACAGAGUCAAAUCACCUGAGAGUAUCGUUCGCCAAGCAAGUGAUGGCAUCCUGA
Messenger RNA from Porites evermanni, 14506 nucleotides. The record is from the annotation of a GenBank genome assembly. NCBI's taxonomy places the organism in Eukaryota, Metazoa, Cnidaria, Anthozoa, Scleractinia, Poritidae.